GAUGUUAUUUGCAUUUAAUUGUUGGUACGUAGCAAUACAAAUUUGAAAAUUUAAUUAAAACAAUAGACACAUAAGCAGCAAGUUUAUAUCAGACCGAGCCAUUGUCGACACUGUUUGCUCUGUUUACUACACAUUUCUUUGCGAUUCAUUGUUAAAUCUUAAGUAAGUUCAAGAUUGAAAUGCAAAGAAAUCGCAGAGGCGAUAAACGAAUUUUCAUCAGUUCCAUUUGUAUCACGCGAACGGAACAGGUCAGAGCAUUUUUUCCCCUCAAUUGUUCUAAAUUAAACCGAGACGAAAUUUGGUUAAUUAGUCGUGCGAUUUGAUUAAAUUAGAGCAGAAUUCAGCCGUGUUCAACAAUAUCGUACCGAGUCUAAAAUGAACAACGGCGGCCAAUUGAAUGAUGACCACUUAACGAACGGAAGAGAUGAAUUAGGCAAAUGCAUCGUUUCGGAGAGUGCGACCGAUCAAAUGUUAAAUGGAUUAGACGAAAAUGACAACGAUAAUGACAACGAUAGUGAUAUUGACGACGAUAAUGCCGAUCAAGAAGAGAAACCCAAUUUGCAAGGUGAUCGAUGGAAUGUGGCACUGUUAACAUUCCUAUACUUUUUGCAAGGAAUUGUUUCGGGUCUGUCGGCUGCAAUGCCCUUACUGUUACAAAAUUAUGGUGCAACUUAUUCGCAACAGGCUCAAUUCAGUAUGGCGGUGUGGCCGUUUAGUUUGAAAUUGGUCUGGGCACCGAUUAUCGACUGUUUGUAUUCGAAACGGUUCGGUCGACGAAAGUCGUGGUUGAUUCCGACACAAUUUCUCACCGGAGUUUUUAUGCUGAUUUUAUCGUUUUAUAUCAAUUUGUGGUUGAGUGGCAACGGCCAGGAGCCGAAUAUUGAAAUUCUUACGAUUUUGUACUUUGGUUUGAAUUUUUUGGCUGCAAGCCAGGAUGUGACCGUCGACGGAUGGGCUGUGCAGAUGGUGAAGAGACGGAAUACCGGUUAUAUAGCAACAUGCAAUCAAUGUGGACAGAAGACUGGUUUCUUUGUCGGGUUCGCUCUAUUUACGGCACUCGAAUCAGCAGAAUUUUGUAACAAAUAUUUACGAAAUGUUCCUGAGCCAGAUGGCUUGAUAACAAUGUCAGGAUUUUUGCGGUGCUGGGGUAUCUGUUUCCUAUGUGCCACAAUCUUAAUAGCGAUUUUCAAACACGAACGACCACCGGACGAUGCGGACAGCGAUAUUGACGUAGAAUCCGAUUUCAGUCUAAUCAAAUCGUACAAAGUGCUGUUCGACAUUUUGAAGUUACGCGGCGUAAAACUGUUGGUGUUGAUUCUAUUAACAUCGAAAUUCGCCUACGCUCUGUGCGACAAUGUGAUGAAAUUGAAAUUAUUGGAUGCUGGCAUCAAAACCGACGAUCUACUCAUUCUGAUCAUGCUGUCGAUGAUGCCUACCGAAAUUUUUCUGCCUCUAAUUGUGACCAAAUAUACAACGGGGCCGCGACCAACCGAAACUUACAUCAAAUUCAUCCCGUUCCGGUUGCUAUUUUCCGCUUGUGCGGUGCUACUUGUAUGGUACAUUCCGAGUCUGAUUAACGAGUCCGGAGAGGCUCCGAUCAUACUGUUGGUGAUGUUAUUCACAUACAACAUACUGUACGACACAUGCGUUAAUUCGAUGUACUUGGGUAUGACGGCAUUUUUUGCCAAAGUAAGUGACCCAAGGGUCGGUGGCACAUAUAUGACACUGUGGAAUACGGUCGAAAAUUUUGGCGGUACAUGGCCGGCCACGUUGUCCUUAUGGAUGAUUGACUUAUUGACUUGGAAAGAAUGUGAAGUGAUGAACCAAACGGCUUUCAAUGCUACGCUUAAUUCAACUUGCCCUAAUUGGAAUGAUACAUGUACGACAAACAUUACAUCAACGAUAUCGUCGGAGCCGAAAUUGAAAUGUAGAACUACCGUCGAUGGGUUUUAUAUCGAGGCCGUCAUAUGUAUGAUGUAUGGUGUUCUGUGGUACUUCUGGGGUAAAUCGAAAAUUCGUUACUUGCAACGACUACCGACGAAAGUUUGGCGCCUCAAUGUGGAUUUGUAAAUGUGUAAGAGGUGCGGUAAAGAGAAUCCUUUAUUUAUGUGGAACUUUUUUAACGAAAUAUAUGAAUUAUAUGUGUUACUAAA
Bradysia coprophila is the source of this 2153-nucleotide messenger RNA. Its product is annotated as acetyl-coenzyme A transporter 1-like. NCBI's taxonomy places the organism in Eukaryota, Metazoa, Arthropoda, Insecta, Diptera, Sciaridae. Gene Ontology annotation, biological process: acetyl-CoA transmembrane transport. Gene Ontology annotation, molecular function: acetyl-CoA transmembrane transporter activity. Gene Ontology annotation, cellular component: membrane. The record is from RefSeq and is a predicted model, not a curated record.